Lathyrus oleraceus (garden pea) is the source of this 1242-nucleotide messenger RNA. Its product is annotated as glycosyltransferase-like KOBITO 1. Gene Ontology annotation, biological process: response to abscisic acid; cellulose biosynthetic process. The record is from RefSeq and is a predicted model, not a curated record. Bases 16 to 834 code for a protein of 272 amino acids. The transcript has 4 exons. NCBI's taxonomy places the organism in Eukaryota, Viridiplantae, Streptophyta, Magnoliopsida, Fabales, Fabaceae.
UUAAUUAAACAACUUAUGUAUUUUGGAAAUUACAAAGAAGCAACUCAUGGCAAUCCAAACUAUUUUCUAACUUAUGGAAAUGGGAAAGCAGCUGCCAGGGUUCAGGAUCAUCUCCGUCCUAAUGGUGCACAUAGAUGGCACAACUAUAUGAAGACACCUAAUGAGAUCAAGUUGGAAGAAGCUGCUGUUCUGCAUUACACUUACACCAAAUUUUCUGAUUUGACUUCAAGACGUGAUCGGUGUGGCUGCAAGCCUACAAAAGAUGAUGUAAAAAGAUGUUUCAUGUUAGACUUUGACAGAGCUGCGUUCAUAAUUGCUUCAACUGCUACGGAGGAAGAAAUGCUUCAAUGGUACCGUGAACACAUUGUGUGGAUAGACAAAGCACUAACGAUGAAACUUAUUAGAAAAGGCAUCUUAUCUCGCAUUUAUGCUCCCAUGGUAAGAUUCAUUUUCUCAAAUUUCCUUUCUGGUUUCUACUCAAGCGAUUUAUACUGUUACCUUACAGUUCUUAGAGAACGUCCAAACUUUUCUUCCAAAACAUUGCUUUUGCAGGUCAUUAUGCAAAGUUUGAGAGAAUCUGGUGUUUUUAGCUCGGUGAUUGCGAAAGCUGCUCAGACAACAACAUCAAAAGACAAAUUUUUAAAGUCUGUUGAGAGUAGCAAUUCAACUAGGAAUGACAGAUCAGAAAUGAUAUCUUCUAGAAAAAUUGACGCUGGUGGAGUAUCCCAAACAAUUGCAAGAAGAAUCUUGGAGGUUAUAGAUGAUUCAAUUCCCUCUGCAAUUCCACCAUUAUCUCCACCCAGCUAUGAUGAUGCUGACUUCCAUACGUCCUAGAUUUCGACUGACUCCUUGCCAUGGCCAUAAAUUCUGGAGAUUUUUUUAAAAGAGGCAACGAUAGAAGCACGUCUGGCUGUCAUGAUGGGCAUAUCAGUUUUAGGAUUCAUGGGUUUUUUCCCGAUCAUUACCCAAGCGCUUAUGUAAAUUUCAGGUGUAGAGUGUAGGCUUAGUGUAGGCAUCAUACAGGGCAGACUUUUCUAUCUGCUCAUUAUUCUUUUCCUAUUUCUUCUGGGCAGAUUGGCUGCUAUUGUAAUGGAAACCAGAGGCCUAUUCUAUUUUUUGUUCAUACACAUUGAGAGAGGCAUGCUAUACAUUAUACAUACAGGUUGAGAUUAUCUCUCCCAGUUGGAAAAAGGAGAAAUGAUCCAUACAAUGAAAAUGAUAUCUUGCCAAUUUUUGUAGGCA